Cuscuta campestris is the source of this 678-nucleotide messenger RNA. The record is from the annotation of a GenBank genome assembly. NCBI's taxonomy places the organism in Eukaryota, Viridiplantae, Streptophyta, Magnoliopsida, Solanales, Convolvulaceae.
GCAGCCCAUUACGGAAAAGCCCGAUGGGUCAAAUUGGUCUUCUUCUUCUUUCUUUCUCCUAUGCUUGUUGGACUUGACGACAUUCACACCUAUUCAGCUGAAGAGAAGAGAGGAUAAUGGCGUCGGGAUGGGGGAUCUCCGGGAACAAGGGCCGCUGCUACGAUUUCUGGAUGGAUUUCAGUGAAUGUAUGUCCACUUGUCGCGAGCCUAAGGACUGCACUCUUCUUCGAGAAGACUAUUUCGAGUGUCUCCAUCAUCCCAAAGAGUUUCAGCGUAGGAACCGGGUAUACAAGGAAGAGCAGCGUCAGCUAAGAGCAGCUGCACAGAAGCAGAAGGAAGGUGCAAAUGGUGGCACAACUCCCCACUGAUUGUCAAUAUUUUCCUUUUUUUCCAUAUCUGGUUUUUGAAAGCAAGUUGAAGUGGAUGCUUUGGAAAUAAAAAAAGAACUCACUAAACCAGUUGUACUCUGUAUUGCAUGGAAUGAUGCAAUGUUAAAACCAUCCAUUACUGGUUGCUGCAAGUGUAUUGAUAACACCAUCUGUUGUAAUAUACCCUCUUUUUUUGUGUGCAAGAGGCUUCCUUUGGGGCCCUCUUAAUAGGGUUUCUCUAGAGCUUCUAUUUUUUAUUGGUUGUUUCUAUUUGAUUAUUCACAUUAUUUUAUAAAUCUUGUUUGUGAAA